AUGACUACCAAGCCCUUUCGAUUUUGGGACUGUUCUAUUUCGAAAUGCCCUGCCGCUUCAGCGAUCGACAUUGGCGCUUGUGAGCGCUGUCAACGCCCUUUCUGUGCACUUCAUGUAUCGUCGCCAGAUCACCACUGCGAUAAAGUGCCCCUUGAUGAUGGUGCGUGGACUGCUGCCCGAACCAAAGAAGUGAUGACUCUUCGAAAGAAAAUCCAAGAUAACGCUUUACUACGGAUGGCAUCACGCCUUAACGGUGGCAUCUCAUGUGAAAUAGAUGAGUCGGAGCCAUUUGGAAAGUCGCUCAUGGGUGGCAUGCACGUUCAUCUACGCAUUCGAUUCUCCGAUGGCACUGUUUGGCUAGCUCGGAUAUUGAGAGAGAACUAUACAUCCUUCUCUGAUGAUUUCAGCAAUCAAGUCAUUGAAAGCGAGUGUGCGACUCUCAAAUUCCUUGAAUCUAUAAACGUCCCUGCCCCAAAACUUCAUGGCUACGGUCUUCGAAAUGAUCCAUCAAAUGAGGUCGGGGUCGCGUGUAUGCUCAUCGAUGAGCUUCCAGGGACACCGCUUAUGCUCAAAAAUCCAUCACGGGAGCAGCUGGGCAAGGUUUAUGAUCAAUGGGUGGAUAUCCUGCUACGAUUCCACGCCUAUCCGUUUGAUGAAGCCGGGGCUCUGGCAUUCCGACAAACUGGGCAGAUUGAAGUAGGGCCUAUGAUCGGGGAUCGCACGGGAACCUUCUCACAUGCUGUGGAUGCAUAUCUAGUUUUCAGGUAUCUCAAGCAGCUUGCUGAGACUGGGAUGUGGAAUGCAUUCGAGCCCAGUAUGGAUAAAGGCCCAUUCUACCUGAAGCAUACAGAUGAUAAGGGCGAUCAUAUUAUGGUGGACGAUGAUUACAAUAUCACCGGAAUAAUCGACUGGACAUAUGCAAGGGUGGUACUUAGUGCAUUCGAAGCUUUCGGUCCCUCGCUUUUGAUAGCAGAUACAAAUUCUUUAUUCACCGGGAUCGCCGGCCUGUCAUCCAAUGACAAACUCAUGACUGAUAUCUCUGGAUCAAAGGAUGAAGCAUUUUUCAAAUUUGCUGAAGGACCUGAUCUUGUGCGCCGCUUCUCAUUCGGUCUAGGUAUGGGAAUGAGCAUGACUCUCGAAGAAGCAAAAUCACUGUGGAGAGGAAUUAUCUCAACUGCCACUGGAAUCCCCUUGGAGACUGACUGGAGUAUCUGGAGACGAAAUCGAAUCCAUGAAUGGGCUGACGAUGAACGUCUCCAAGUUCUUCUAUCACGACAACAUGAGGAGGCCGUCUUCAAGGAAACGCGAGGUAUCUGCAAAGAGACUGUGUGCGAGGAUCAAUUUGUUCCAGAUGUAUGCACCAUCUUUGCGCCAUUCAUUGCUCUAAACAAUACCACACAUACCCAAGCUCCUACGAGACUCGCAACAAACUUGAAUGGUGGCGUCAAAUGCGAAUUCAAGCUUGGAACUCAUUUCGGAGUUGGAUCCAUGAUGGGCUGCGCCAAUUAUCACGCUUGGCUAUGUUUUGAAAAUGGCGAUCGAUGGAUCGUCCGAAUCCCUCGCACAGGCUUCAGUGACGUCCCUCUUGAUUUGGUGGAAUAUCUCGUUAUGAGCGAAUAUGCGACACUUAAGUUUCUUGAGUCCACCAAUAUCCCAGUUCCGAAGCCUUUCGCGCAUGCCCUCGCUUCUGAUCCUGGAAAUCGUGUUGGUGUCAGUUAUAUUUUGAUGCAGGCGCUUCCUGGUAAACCUUUCUAUGCGCAUGAAUCAUCAGAUGACCAGAAGAAGCAUGUUCUCGAGCAACUUGGAGACAUGUUGAUUGAAAUUUCGAAGCACCCGUUCUCUCGAGCUGGCUCACUUAAGAUUGAGGGUAAUGAGGUUGAAAUUGGACCUAUCGCCAGCAACCGCUUCGUUGCUCUGAAUACUUACGGCCCUUUUGAUAGCUCGUCCGAAUAUCUGACAAGAGAAGCAUUUCUCUUUUACCAUUUCCCACGACAGAACAUCCAAAGCUUGGUAUCGGAGGAUGAUACAUCAGGGCAGUUCUUCCUGAAACAUGUCGAUGACAAGGGUGAUCAUUUACUCGUUGAUGAGAACUUCAAUAUCACUGGUAUUAUCGAUUGGCAGUUUUCUCGGACUGUCCCUGCUUCAGAGGCAUUUGGUCCAUCAUAUGUCACUGUAGAUCUCACCUCGCUCUAUGGCAGCAACACAGGUUUAACGGAGGAUGACCGUUAUCUAUCGACAGCUCUGAGGGACAAGGGCUCAACCCCUUUGGCCUUGAUUGCUGAGCGUAAUGAGGUCAUGCGUCGCUUCCAUAACGGACUUUCGAGUAGGUUAACCAGAGAUGAAGUGCGUGAGAUGCUGAAAGGAGUGAUUGUUUGUGUGAAGGGGGAAGACGUCGAUGAUCUAGACACUUGGAUCUCUCGGGCAAUCUCAUGA
This is a messenger RNA of Penicillium malachiteum, 2433 nucleotides long. Its product is annotated as phosphotransferase family protein. The record is from RefSeq and is a predicted model, not a curated record. The coding region runs from base 1 to 2433 and encodes 810 amino acids. The transcript is spliced from 6 exons. Lineage: Eukaryota; Fungi; Ascomycota; Eurotiomycetes; Eurotiales; Aspergillaceae.